Miscanthus lutarioriparius is the source of this 774-nucleotide messenger RNA. NCBI's taxonomy places the organism in Eukaryota, Viridiplantae, Streptophyta, Magnoliopsida, Poales, Poaceae. The record is from the annotation of a GenBank genome assembly.
AUGGCGGACCCCGGCGGCUGCCUGGAGGUGCGGCUCUUCUACGUGCGCGUCUCCCCGCACGGCGGCGCGGCCCCACCCCCGCGCCUCACGCUCGAGCUCCGCCCCGCGGGCGGCGACGGCGAGGCCCAGGCCCCCGCCAUCCCGCUCCCGCUGCGGCUCGACCGCCACGACACCGCAUCGGGCGAGGCCACCUACGUCUCCACCGCGGCCGCGCGGCUGCCCCCGCCCGCCGCGGCCUUCGAUGUCGCCGACCACCGCGGCGCCGCGCUGCUCCGGGGCUCGCUUCGGUGGUGCCCCGGUGCCAAGGGCGGUUCCCCCGCCUGGGAAAUCGACUGCGUCCCCGCUGCUGGGGCCGCCGCCUCGGCCUCGGCCUUCGAGGUGUAUGUCGCCGGGUGCUGCGCCGGCGAGCCUGCGGUGCUCACGCACGCCCUGCGGCUAGCCACCCCUGAGGAAGCAGCCGGUGCGUUGGUUCGCCCCCGAUCGGGGGCAUUGGCGAUUGUGACCAUUGAACCUCAAGUUUCUGUUGAUCAAUAUCAACUUCUUUGGCAGGCUGCUAGCAAUGAAGGCGACAAUGAUAUGAACACUGGUAGCAUGCAAUACCCUGAAGGUUGGUACUCGGACGAUGAUGAUGGGCAGCUCUCAUGGUUCAAUGCUGGCGUCAGAGUUGGCGUGGGCAUCGGCCUGGGAGUCUGUGUCGGUGUAGGCAUAGGCGUUGGGCUCCUCAUGCGCUCCUACCAAGCAACAACCAGAAGCUUGAAGAGGCGGUUCUUCUGA